Messenger RNA from Amoebophrya sp. A120, 5433 nucleotides. NCBI's taxonomy places the organism in Eukaryota, Dinophyceae, Syndiniales, Amoebophryaceae. The record is from the annotation of a GenBank genome assembly.
GUUCUUUUUGUGCAUAUUGACUGUAGGGCGUGAAAUUGAUUAGUGACUCCUGGUGGCAGCCGUGCCGCUGCUUCUUGUACUUGGUUUUGUACUUACUUCUGAGUAUUGGUCUUGGUGACAUUAUUCAGUUCUUCGUGUGUUCACCUGUUUACUUGAGUGCAUCUAUUGCAGCUGCAGUAGGCCUCGAGCUCAAGGAGCACAAAAGUAGGUCGAAAGAUAUGACAGGCAGCGCGACGAGUACAGACGCGGGCGUCGGCCCGCCCACGCCGUCGCAAAGCGGUAACCUCCACUUGCAGGUUCCCCAAAGCCCAGCCCGGCGACGCUCCUCUCGAAAGGGCGGAAUCGCACUCCGUUGUGAGAAACUUUGCGUCAAUCGGGGCGAGAAGCGGAUCCUGCAUGAGGUAUCCGUCUGUUUCGCGGAGUCCGAGUUCGUGGCGAUCAUGGGAGCGAGUGGCGCGGGAAAAACUACGUUUUUGAAUUCGUUGAUGGGAAGACCUGGAGUGGGCGCCAGUUGGAAUGGGAGCUUAGUUUUUGACAGCGUCAACAUGACAGCGUGUUCGCAGCUGGAACGGGACGAGCUUCGGGCAAGGAUGGGCUACGUCACGCAGGACGACAUCAUGUUGCGCGUGUUGACCCCCCGCGAGGCGCUGCGGUACCGCCUGCUCUCGGUAGGGGCCGACUACGAGAAUGUCGACGAGGAGGUGGCCUCUAUGCUGCUCCGCAUGGGCCUGGAGAAGUGCGCAGACACGAAAGUUGGGGACGAAGCGUCCUCCAUCGGCGGCGCCGGUGGACUGAGUGGGGGCGAGCGGAAGCGACUCAAUGUUGCCUUGUCACUCUGUUCUGAUCCCGACUUGCUGCUGCUGGACGAGCCGACCUCCGGGCUCGACAGCCGGAAAGCGAAAACCUUGGUUGAGGAUCUGCGGCAGCUGACCAACGACGACGGCGCGGGAGUGAAGGGAGUCACCUAUCCUGUGCAAAAGUAUCGUAUUCGUAGUAAUCCCAGUCAUGCAUUACAAACCUCCAUCCCAAGGUCGUGAAACAGCAUGACAAAUUCUAUUUCUCAUGCGGACUAUGGGGGGACAAACUAGGGGCGACGAACUGAGAACGGCCUUUUUUCGAGGCUUAGAUAUAGCGGGUUUUUGGCGAAUUGCCCACUUUCGGGGAAGCUCAGGCGAGGCCCCCUGCGUCUAGUUUUUGCGCAAUAGCAGCGGCCUAAUGCGCCGAAUUCUCUACCUGAAGUUCGCGCCUGCACCACUUGCAUUGUUUCGAAAACGGCGCGGCGCUCGCGCUAGAAAUACCUUCUAUAGAAUAUCCGCGCCCAUUCCGCCCUAAAUAUUGAAUAUCCAGCGCGGUAUCCUAUAUCCACGCCGUCCCGUCGUGGAUAUACACCAGGGGGGCGUAAUAUUUUAUAAAAUGACUUCCGCCGAUUUGGCUCCGGAAAUGGUUGCCAUGGACACAGAAAGUAAAUCCGUGCGCGUGCAUUUGGGCGCGCUGGCGAACCAAAAAAAUCAAGCAACCCAAGAAAUCGAGCCUAUAUCUAGACGCAAAAACAAGGCCAUUCUCAGUUCGUUUCCGAAUUUUGUCCCCCCAUAAUGCGGACCGAAUUCGUAAUGCGAUUUCUACUAGUGCCGCGAUGCUUAUGCUUUUGCAAUGCAUAUCACCGUCAUCUCGACGAUCCACCAACCUUCCGCGGAGGUCUUCAGGAUGUUCAAAAAAGUCUUUCUGCUCGCCGGACACGGGGAAGCGGUGUUUUUUGGAACCGUGCAGCAGCUCAUCGCAAAGUUCAAGGAACUAGGUUGUCCGGUCCCAGCGGAUACGAACCCCGCGGACCACGUCAUGGAUGUUCUCGAGACGCUGCCGGAAGUAGUGCGAAAAAUAUCCAGGAAAAAACACCCAUCCCCAUCCAUUUUUUGCAUGCCAAAUACGGGACUUUAUGCAUGUUUUGCAUCACAAAUUGGAUGGGGAUGGGUGUUUUUUCCUGGAUAAAAAAUGAAGAAAAGCUACGACGAGGGGGUCGCAGUCACUAAUAGUCUAAGCGGACCUGCUGGUGCCAUUGGUGUCGCCCCUGCUGCCAUCGGAAUGGUGGACGUCGCUAGUACUAGUGCAGCUAGCCACAGUGCUGGUGUAGCCAAGCGCGGUCCAGUUGUCCCCAUGUUCAAGGUGCUGCUCCACCGUUCUUUCACGUGCAUGAAACGGGAACCGUUCUUGACCAAAAUUCGUUUGGCGCAGACGGUGUUUAUUGGCCUCAUGGUUGGCUUUCUGUUUUUCCAGCUCGAGAAAAACGUCGUCGGUGUGCGGAACCGAUCGGCGGUUGCGUUCCUGCUGUGCCUCACGCAGCUUCUCUUUUCGGCCUUAGGAAUGCUGAAUGUGUUUAUCGGCGAACGUCCCGUGUUUCUGCGCGAGGCGCUCGACCGCCUGUACACCCCGUGGCAGUUUUGGCUCAGUAAGGUUUUGCUGGACAUUCCGUUGCAAAGCUUCUACGCAGGGCUGACGGUCUGCAUCGUCUACUACCUCUAUGGCGCGCGCAAAGUUGCGUUUUUAAAAGUACUAGAAUUUUUUUUUUAAUGUUUGCAUGGCACGUCGGCAACUAGCUAUAUUAGACUAGAUAGAGUUAGCUAAUUAUACUAGAUGGAGUUUUGCAUGCAUAGCAAGGCGUCCAAUUCAGAGGUAGUAAAGUCGUCUUCCACGAAGGGGGGCUGGUCCACGGAUCUGUCCGCAACGCUAUCGGUACGUCGUGGCGAGCGCGGACAUGUUUCUGGUUGCGCGCACAGUCAUCUACUCCGGUUGAAACAGUAGAGCGACCAUCUCAUGACGUUCAGCGUCUAGUACGAGUUUGCGAAUGACUUCGCAAUACGCAAGUGCGGAGACCGCCUGUUGUGGACCGCAGCGAAAAGAGCAACCGGCACGCAGGCCUUCCCCAACACGAGGCCCCCCAAAGGGGCUUCGAAGGGGCCGGCAAAAUGGCCUACGAAACACCCCCCCAAAAAAUCGCCAAUCCCGAUGUAACUACCCCUCCCGAAGAGGCCGAUCAGUUGGCAUCUGCGGAGGGGUGCAAACUCGGGCGAAGUUUCACAAUAGAUUCGCAGAGGUUUUUUUCCCAUGUGCGACAGCUAAUGCGCCGUCGCAGUGUAGGUAGCGCCAUCGUGCGCCAGAGUCAAGAUCUGGCUGGAUGUUCGGAACCAGGUAUCGGAGGUUGGUAAGCUCCCCGCGGUUUUCGUCGUUUUGGGACCGUACACCUAGCCACAGCUCCGAGUAGAAGACCCUCAGCAAGGCUUGGCGACGGGACCGCCCUGGACAGAUCCGUAGACCAGAGCCUCGAAGAGUACCAGCCAACUUACCUCUCGGCGCCGACGUGCUUUUGCACUUAUUCGCGCUGAACUUCUCAUGCAUAUUUAGAAUUAGCUAGUUUUAUUAGCUAGGCUUGAGCACUGAAGCGCUUGCAAAAAAAAAAUUCUAGUACUUUUCAAAAAGCAACUUUGCGCGCGCCAUAACCUCAUCGGGUUAAACCAGGACUCCUUUGACAAUUUUCUGGUCGCUGUCCUGGUGAUCAUGCUGCAGGCGAAUGUGGGUUCCUCGUUCGGUUUCAUCGUGUCCGCGAAGGCCGGCAGCAUCGACAAGGCCCUGGCCAUCACGCCGGUGGUCGUGCUGCCCCAGGUACUUCUCUCCGGCUUCAUGAUCGACGUCGAGUCGAUGCCCCUCUUCCCGUUCGGCGCACUUUCCUACGUGACGCCGUUCCGCUACGCGUGGCAGGCGCUCGUUUUCAAUGAGUUCAAUUGCAAGGAACCGGACGCGUCGUGUCGAACCAGCGCGUGGUUGGAAAUGGGGCACCCUGGUACCGCAACGCUGUGACGCGGCACUUCAGUUUUUCAGUUUUUAUUUUCUUCGCCUAGAUGAAACCAUAGAUACCUCCGACUGAAAGCCGAAAUGUUCUUAGAUGAUGAAGACUUACUUCACAAUCACAAAGAGUGAAGAGAAGAAAGAUAAAGAACUGAAACCAGGAGUCAACAACUCCUGGGACUGCAACGUCUACGAUGUUGAAAAGUACCAGAAAGAGAAAGAGAAACAUAUGGAUUAUAUGUGGCGUAGUUGUGUAUCGGCACUUGCACUUCGAUUUGAAUUUCCAAAGCCAAAUUGAUAAGAAUAACGCCACGUGGAUCAUCUUCGAUACGACCGUGAGUAGAGACCUGUCUGGAAUUUCCCAUUGUUCAGGUGUACAUCCAGCGCCGAAGACGUGCAGUGAUUCGCCCUGCCCUUUUUGCUGCGACUCGCGGGAGCUCGUCGGCACCGUUGGUAUCUGUCCUGUCACCACCUGCGACGGGGCCUUGCAAUCCCUCGGACUCACGUCCGGCGACAUUUGGCCAGUGGGUGACACAGUUUCUGAAAAUUCCUCUUUCUCCGUCUUCGUUUUGUUGGGCAUCACCGUGUUUCUGCGGCUGCUUUCUUUUGUCGUGUUACUGCGAGAAUACCGGAAGAUCGAGCGCGCCGGAUCCAUUCGGACCAUGGCUACUAGCUCUCCGGAGAUCGACAAAGCGGAAAGACUCGCUGGAGAGCAAACGGAUGUCGAGCAGGUGGCGCAGGCCGGAGUGUUUCUUCCGGAGGUAAUUCCACCGGAAAAGAAACAAUAACAAACCGCCUAGACCACGAUCCGAGAAGCGUAAAUGAAUAUGCUUCAUGAUCGAGAAGUUGUAUUGCUAUUGCUCCUGUGUUGGUUACAAGUAAGAACAACUCGAGCCAUUUUUUUAAGUAAUUGUAAUUUUUUUUUGUCCUAUCAUCCGAUGCGAUCCCGUUGUAAGGUCGUGUGGACGAUCUUCACGAUGCAUGUGGUCGAUGCCGUAUCCAUUACGAUUUGGCCGACAAUGCCUGUGUGGCGGAGUUGCCUAUCUAAAAAUCGCUUAAAUUCACCUCGGACUUCACAGAUUAACAACGAGGAAACGUAUGCGAUUCGUUAGCAUAAUUACGAUCACUCCAACUAAGAACAAAUAACUUUGAAGGGGCCUGGUUGUCUGUGAGCUAAUUCAGAAAUGCAUGCGUUGAUGCGAUGCAGAUUUUUGUGUCGAACUUCUUUGGACAAAACUUGCAUCGACCUCCUUGUCCUUGUUUUCUCAGCAAGCUUUGCGGGGCUGCAGUGGAAGUAGAGGAAGAUAAAGAAAUUGAGAUUCUAGAGCAUCAAACAGACCAGAACAGUUGGGACGAGGAAGAGCUACAGUGUGCAAACCGAAAGAGACCAGAACAGGUUGCUUGCAGCUUUUGAUAAAGUGCGGUCGCAUGGUAUCCACGCCUCUGUCUUCGAUGAAAGUGAGACGCGUACACAUAAAGUAUGACUCUCUUCAACCUGAUUCUGAUUGACUUUUUCAUCGUCCUUCUUGUUUGUUUCUGUAUGUAGUCGUCGUCAUCCUCUUCGUCAUCUUCGAUAUAAGUAUCUGGUCAUCUUCG